Molecule: messenger RNA, 2140 nt
Organism: Portunus trituberculatus (swimming crab)
Lineage: Eukaryota; Metazoa; Arthropoda; Malacostraca; Decapoda; Portunidae
Exons: 5
Coding region: 695-1726 (343 amino acids)
Source: RefSeq, a predicted model, not a curated record
ACCAACUUGUGGCAACACCUCUCAAGGACGCUGCUGGACACUAACUGGUAACUAUCCCUAACCACAUAAAUAGAGGAGCAGAGAGUGACGCACGUUAGUUCAGAAGAGUAAGUGAGAAGAGGCUCUCAUGGAGAGUGAAUAUUCACCAUGGAAAAGUAAAAGUGGCGGGGGGGAUGGAGGGCGCCGAGGAGGUGGCGGCGCGAGCACCAUGGCUGCGCCCCCCUCCUCGGCUAUGAUCCACCUGCUGCCGCCCGUGAUGGAGGUGGAGGAGGACGCCCCACAGCCUGAUACCCUGCUGAGGCUCGGGAACACCUGGCCCAGUUGACUCGACAAGGAGUACACGCAGGAUAGAGUUGUGGAGAGGUGGCCGCCGGUGUCUACUUACUGGUCUGCCGCCCCUCAUGCCUGCCCUGCUGUGGACUCCUGCAGCGACUUGGGGGAGAGUGUGGAGGAGGCUUCUGUCACGUGGUGCUCCUCUUCUGGAUACCACAGUCAGGCACCUCGACCCCUCACCACCACCAACACCACCAGUGAAGCCAGCCUGAGACUCCCUACUGGUGGUGAAAAUGAUGAAAGUGAUGAUGACAGUGACAGUGAUGAUGACAGCGCCUGGGGAGAGGACGAGUGGCCCCUGGAACGCCCGCUGCCCUUGCCUGAGUGGGGGUGUGGGCGUCCCUCCUUGGUUUUCCCCACCAUGCAGGAUUACCGAAGGUUUGUAAGCCGGGUGUCCACUCGCCUCCGCCGCGCCCUGGCCCUGCAGCCCUACGACUCCGUGUCCAACUUUCUCAUGUUUGCAGAAGAGUACAAGGCCUCAGAGUUCUCCAGCUUGCAAGACUUCUACCGCUACUAUGACCCGCCACUCGUGUCAGGACGGUAUACUUGUGUGGGUCUGGCGGCCGACCUUGCUUCCCGCCUCGCUGACCUUGAAGGUCACUACCCCGGCUUCAAGGAUUCAAUCUAUCAGGUGUCAUGCGAGGAGGAGGUGACGGAGGAGGAGGUAGCAGACAUCGUAUCCAUGGAAGAGCCAAGUCCUUCCGCCUCCUUCAAAGAACACGUGUUGCUAUGCGUGCGUAUCCGCGUGGAAGGGCGCGCGGGUGUCAUUCUCUUGGAUCCUGGUUACCAUGUGCCUUGUCCAGUAACGGUCAUGGAGGACGGGUUGGCGCCUCACUCCGGCCCUGUUGAAACCGCCACAGCCCGCGCAGAUGUCCAAAGAAUCUAUACCUAUCAUUUCCCUUCUAAUUCUUCCUCCUACGUCAUCUGGGAGGUGGAGGAGAGAAGAGGUGGAAAGAGUAAGUGGACGAGGAGUCUUGUGCACGUCUCUCGCCCUUAUCUCUCCGGUGUGGAUGUGACCGAAAGGCGUAACUUGGCCUAUACGUUCAAGACUCUGUUAGGCCGUGAUGCUGCAGGGAAGUUUAACGCUGGUUUCUACUUCGUCAUUAAACCGUCAUCGUCACCAUCAUCCACCGCCAUCUCCUUCUUCCGCAAAGUCAACGGUGAGAUGAAACACGUGAAGAAAUCUUUGGCCUAUUUCCUCCAGAACGAAGAGAAGGAAGAGAUAGAUGAGGAGGUAGAGGAAGCGGUAUUGGCGGUGGAAAACGGAGUAGGGAGAGCAAGAGGUGACGUCCGCUCAACCCUCAUUACGCUGGCCAACCUUCUGCAAGACAAAGGCUUCCUGGCUGACUUACUUGAGCUAAAUGGGGCUCUGGAAACCUUAGGGGAGCCGUAAAAGGAUGAUUCUUGCGUUUCAUACCCAUCAUGGAAACGGUAACUCUUGAAAAUGUUUAUGUAUUAUUUUUAUUUUAUUAUUUUUUUAAGGAAAGGAUUAUGCUUUUUGGUAAAACUUGAAUAAUACAAAGAUUUUUUUAAUAAGGAACAUACAUUUUUAUUUUUUAUCUUCAACACUUGGAAUUACAGAAUUACAUAUAUCUAUUUGUUUUCCAUUUUAUUUUCUUUAUAAGGAAAGGAAUAUUUUUGUCUUGAUAAUAUUGUUGAGAUUAAUCUUAUAUCAAAGUAAUGUAUAUUCUUGUCUGGCAUUAAACCUUUGUGCCUUUUUGCAAAGACUUGUACUCUUUAUAGCAACAGCGAAAUUUUUGUAGCACAUUAGCCUUUAUUUGAUGAAAAUAUAUUUUGGUGGAAGACA